Messenger RNA from Darwinula stevensoni, 985 nucleotides. The record is from the annotation of a GenBank genome assembly. Lineage: Eukaryota; Metazoa; Arthropoda; Ostracoda; Podocopida; Darwinulidae.
AUGCAAGCGCGGUACACGGCGACGCCGGACGACGACGUGUUCCGGUUCCUGAGCCGCCGCUACGCGUCCACGCACCCCACCAUGACCAAGGACGUGUCCUGCCAAGGACCGUUUGGAGGGCGCACCACCUCCUUCAAGCGGGGCAUCACGAACGGGGCCGCCUGGUAUCCGCUCAAAGGCGGGAUGCAAGACUACAACUACAUUUGGCACGGAUGCAUGGAGAUCACCGUGGAGCUGUCAUGUUGCAAAUAUCCGCCUCGCCAGGAACUCCCACGCUUCUGGGAAGAGAACCGAGAGGUACGAGAUGAAAUGCGAUCGCUGCUGACCUACAUGGGCGAGGCGCACCGCGGCGUGCGCGGCUUCGUCUUCGACGAGAACCGCAACCCGAUCCACAAGGCGCGGCUGAAGAUCCGCAACCGCGAGAUCGGCUUCGAGACGACCAAGUUCGGCGAGUUCUGGCGGAUCCUCCUCCCCGGCGUCUACGUCCUCGAGGUGUACAAAGACGGGUACGAGCCAGUGGAGCGGGAAUUCCAGGUCCUCGAGGACCGACCGACUUUGAUCAACAUCACCAUGUUCCCGACCACGGUAAGAGACGGCAAAGACUGGUGGCGGUUUCGCAACCUCGACCCUCACAACGGUGGCGGGAGGCUGGUGUCGUCGUCGUCGUCGUCCUCGAUGCUGAGGAUCCGCCAGGCCGACGAGGGCAACGGGACCGUCGGUGGCGGGGGGGUCGUGCAUUACGAGUUGCCGAGUUUCCGCCCACCGAAACCCCCGUCGAGCCCCGUGCAGGGUUUCAUCUCCAACAUCAGCGAACGCUUCCAGAACUUCGUCUCCUUUCUAGGCUGAUGCUUCUUUCCAGGCCGACAAAACUCCCUUCCAGGCCAACAAAGCUUAUUUCCAGGCCAACAAAACUACCUUCCAGGCCAACGAAGCUCCUUUCCAGGCCAACAAAGCUCCUUUCCUGGCCGACGAUGCCGCUCUNUGC